Molecule: messenger RNA, 7947 nt
Organism: Nilaparvata lugens (brown planthopper)
Lineage: Eukaryota; Metazoa; Arthropoda; Insecta; Hemiptera; Delphacidae
Exons: 20
Coding region: 329-4681 (1450 amino acids)
Source: RefSeq, a predicted model, not a curated record
UGCCGAGUUCUUGAGGCUUGAGUCAAGACAGUGCUGCUGCUGGCUGGAUACCCUUGAGAAGGAAUGCAGGUGUGGGCUCUUGUGCGCAUGCGCCACUCACCAAAUGCGCCUCUCACCUGGAGAAAACGGUGGGAGAGAAAACCUUACCAUCUUGAGCAGUCAGUCUGUGAACGUAAUCUGACGCGACUCAAGUUUUAACUGUGUUCUUCUGUUUCAUAUCCAUUUAAAACGAUUGCUUUCUUAUUUGUGUUUGUGCUCUAAACGACAGUCAGUGUUUUAAAAGGACAAGAGGUUUUGGAUUUCUUCUAAGGUGCUGGGACGUGAUGUGAUGCCGCUCAUUUGGCUGUCCAUUUUAGCGCUGGGGUUGGGCGGACUCGCCCCUCUGGCGCUAGGCCAUGUGGCGCUCACGUUCCCACCAGCCAGGAAGUAUGACCUCGACUUCCUCGACAACAGCCGCACCAAGGGACCCUGCGGAAUGCCCAAGGGUUCGGUGAAGACGAGUCUAUUGUCAGGAUCGCAAUUCAACAUAACUUGGCACUUGGCCUACCCUCACCGCGGAGGAUUCAAGUUGCAAGUGCUAGACCAGCUGCUGAGGCCGGUACUUGAUUUAACCCCUGUUACCUCUAAUUCAGAAUUUGUACAUACUGAUGUCACAGCUCAAUCUUACCCAGUUAGAUUACCAUCUGACUUCGAAUGUAAAGACUGCACAAUAAGGUUACUACGAGAAGCAAAGGAGUGGUCCAAUAGUUAUAGGUUCUGGUCAUGUGCCGAUGUAGAUAUUAAACCUAGGAAAUCAUAUAAAGAAGACUGCAGCGGUCAUGGCCGCUAUUACUUGUCAAGGUGCCAGUGUGAUCGGUUGUACUAUGGGCCACGUUGCCAAUACAGGGACGAGUGCUUAAAUAACCUGGACUGCGGCGACAGAGGGCGGUGCGUCGACAUCCAGGCGACAACCGCCCCCCGCAAGCAGUGCUAUUGUGAGCUCGGCUGGUUCGGACCUGCCUGCACCAAACGAUCUCCUAUUAAGAGAACAGAAUUAGAUUUUGGAUCCUACAACCACAAACAACUGUCUCCCACUUUCCAGCUGUACUGGAAGGUUAUGGAAGAAGAAGGCGAACUGGAAGUGGCCAUGGUUGUGAACGGCACAAGCUAUGUCGGCCUUGGAUGGCGACCCAGCAGCCUGACGGCGGCUUGCAAGAACUUCCCGCUGCUAGAAGAUCCUCCAGGAACCGCCGCCGCAACCGACAGUCAUCCCAAAUCGGAGCCUGAACCCAAAACAGAGCCCGAACCUAAAAGUGAACCGGAACCUAAAAGCGAACCUGAACCGAAAAGUGAACCUGAACCUAAAAGCGAACCUGAACCGAAAAGCGAACCUGAACCGAAAAGCCAACCUGAACCUAAAAGCGAACCUGAGCCCAAAAGUGAACCUGAGCCAAAAAGUGAACCCGAACCGACAAGUGAGCCUGAACCUAAGAGUGAACCUGAGCCAAAGAGCGAGCCUCAACCGCUUAGACCAGCUGCUCAUCGUAGACGGCCUGGAAAGAUCGUCUCCUCGCGGGAAACCAAGGCACAUGAGACUCCAGACUCCAACGAUCAGUCGGAAGUUGCUGUGCAAACCAGCGUUUCUUUCAGAGUCAGCACCAAACAAGGAACUCGAGGGAGAAGAAGUCCCGAUCCACAAGGAAAGAGGGGUCAUCAGGCACAUUCACCCUCUCGAAAUAGUCCCCAUCCUCAACCAGAGCCCAGUUCUGAACCUGAACCUAAAUCAGAACCCGAACCAGAACCUAAAUCUGAACCAGAACCUAAAUCUGAACCAGAACCCAAAUCUGAGCCAGAACCCAAAUCCGAGCCAGAACCAAAAUCUGAACCUGAACCUAAAUCUGAACCAGAACCUGAACCAAAGUCUGAACCAGAGCCAAAAUCUGAACCCGAACCUGAACCAAAGUCCGAGCCAGAACCAAAAUCUGAACCUGAACCUAAAUCUGAACCUGAACCAAAAUCUGAACCCGAACCAAAAUCUGAGCCUGAACCAAAAUCUGAGCCUGAACCUAAAUCCGAACCUGAGCCCAAAUCUGAACCUGAGCCCAAAUCUGAACCUGAACCUAAAUCCGAACCUGAACCUAAAUCCGAACCCGAACCUAAAUCCGAACCCGAACCUAAAUCCGAACCUGAACCUAAAUCUGAACCUGAACCUAAGUCUGAACCUCAUCCUGAACCAAAAUCUGAACCGGAGCCUAACUCAAAGCUCCAAGUGGAUUCAAAUUCGCAGAAGGGAAAACAUCAGUCUCAUGGAAGAGAUGAGCAGCUGAGACCCUACACACCAAGACAUGACUUCAAUCCGAUGGACUGCACAGACAUGGUGAUCGGAAUGGCGAGGGGAACUGCUUUCAGAGUUUGGGACUAUUACACACGUGACAGAUCAACACCAAGAAUGGAUAUGUUUUGGGGCGGUAAAAAUGAUUUGACUGCUGCCAUGGGCUUUGAGAAAGAUGGAGUUACAACAAUCGUUUUCAGAAAAAAAUUGAAAGCCACGGAGCCAACUGACCACACAAUUGAGAAAGACCUUAUGCACGUAAUCUGGGCCAAGGGGCAAGAACCUGGAAAAUACGUUCAUUUUCCAAAAUCAGGUCUGGAGAAGGAAACAGCAUCCGUUCAGGACUUCUACAGACAAGAUGAACUUAAAUAUCACGGCCAUGGUGACCAACGAGGUGUCACAGCAAUCAAUUUCUACGAAACUCCAGAGGAAGAAGUUGUUCCACAGCCUUCGUCGAACGGAGAGAAAACAGUUGCCGCCCAACCUGCACCGAAGAAAAUCAACCAGUGCCGAGGAGAGUGGUCCUACCCGAAAUCGUGCUCCGUGGCAGAAGGCAACUGUGAAUACCAUGCUAAAUGGCAGUACCUGCCAAGAACAGACGAUGUCAGAUUCACCAUUACAACCACCAACACUGAGACUUGGACAGGCAUUGGUUUCUCUGACAACGAUAAAAUGUCUCAAACGGAUGCCAUAUUGGGCUGGAUCGACCAGGUGGGAAGGCAUUUCAUAAUGGACACUUGGAUAAACGGCUACUCACCACCUCGCUUGGAUGCAUCACAAAAUCUCUACAAUAUGAGUGGCUCAUUGAAAGAUGGAGUCACCACUCUAUCAUUUGUGAGACCUCGAGCAACUAAUGAUAAAACUGUGAGUUGUGAAGAAGAAGUUACAACUCCAGCUCCUCCACGAAUCGGUUACACAGUUGAGGUGAAGCUCACCAAGCUGGGACAGAAUUUCCACGCACCCCAUCCAGGCUCAUCUGAGUUUGAUAAUCUGGCAAAUACUGUCAGUUCUAGCUUCUCUAGAGCCCUCAAAAAACUUUCUGGUUUCCAUCAAAUGAAUGUGAAAGACUUCAAACAGGAGGAAGAUAAUGUAAUAGUGAAGAUGGAAUUGGAGUUGGAUAAGGGACAAUUCGAGCGAGGACGAUCAUUGGAAGACUCUGGAUCAUCUCUGGAGAGACUGCUGAAUGAAACUGUCUCCACUGGACGUGUGGGAAAUGUAAUCCUUGAUCCCGCCUACUUGGUAUUCGAGCCUCAACAAGGUGAAGAAGAAGUUACAACUCCAGCUCCUCCACGAAUCGGUUACACAGUUGAGGUGAAGCUCACCAAGCUAGGACAGAAUUUCCACGCACCGCAUCCAGGCUCAUCUGAGUUCGAUAAUCUGGCCAAUACUGUCAGUUCUAGCUUCUCUAGAGCCCUCAAAAAACUUUCUGGUUUCCAUCAAAUGAAUGUGAAAGACUUUAAACAGGAGGAAGAUAAUGUAAUAGUGAAGAUGGAAUUGGAGUUGGAUAAGGGACAAUUCGAGCGAGGACGAUCAUUGGAAGACUCUGGAUCAUCUCUGGAGAGACUGCUGAAUGAAACUGUCUCCACUGGACGUGUGGGAAAUGUAAUCCUUGAUCCCGCCUACCUGGUAUUCGAGCCUCAACAAGUAACAUCAAACAUUAUCCCUGAUGAAGUGAGAGACGGAAGCAGUAUAUUUCUGUCAGAGACAAAGUUAUGGAUUGUCAUCGGGUCCAUCAUAGCACUGGUGAUUGUGGCAGUAAUCCAAGCCGGCUGCACCAUAUACAGAACCAUGCGACACCCUACGCCUAAUCAUAAGGACAUCUUGAUACAGAAUUCAGCGUGGAAGGACUACUCGGCAGCCAACACUAACUACGCGUUUGACGCGUUCGAACACGAAGAGAAGCAGCCUAGCUCAAUGGCGCACACGAACGGCUCUUCAAGGUCCACCAUGCCGCUGACCAGCAGCAAGCCUAUGCCCAUGCAUGGCCAUCACCCACACCACUAUCAAACCAACGGAGGCGGCGGUCACUAUGCCGACACCCGAUCCCUCCAGAGGCCGCGAGGGGGCGGUGGCUACAGUCACGGUCCUCCCGAGGAGAGAGAGCGCGAGAGGCACCGAGAACGUGGAGCCGACAGGGAGAGGGAGAGGGAGAGAGAACCCGCCGGCGAGAGAGAGCGAAGAGAGAGAAGCACGUACUCUCUGCCGAGACAACCGCCACCUCCGCAGCAUCAUAACGGCUUCUACACGCACCGGCCGCCGCGUCCUCACAGCGACCAGAUGCAACCUGACUUCUACUUCAUGCCCUCGCAGAGGAAGUACUCAGGUGAAGUGGUGCGUGUCUACGUCGACUACAAUACUCCGCGCAAGUAGACACAACUCAUGUCCGAUUCAAAUUAGUUGACUGCUGACCCCUUUUGGAAAAUUUUUAAGUGGAAUUUCAGUCAAGUACUGAUAUUUCUCAACUGUAGAUUCAACGAGUUUCCAGUUCAACUACAUAUAUUUCAGGAGCUCAUAAAAUUUGUCAAAUGAGAAUUGAUAUUGUGGAAUUUUUCCAUGAUUAAUUGAGAAAACACAGUUCUAUUUUUGUCACAUCUACAUUUAAAUUUAUGUUUAAAUACAUGUGAAUUCAUUCAUCAUUGAAUGUAUAUUUAAAUAUUUGUAAUUUAUUCAAAUUUGGAUGUGUCGAAAGCAUAACUGUUUUUUUCAGAUAUCUGAUGACUUCGAGAUUCCAACAAUCUUUUGUUAGUGAAGGGUUCAGGCUGUACCUACUUACAUCAGUCCCCACAACUAGAAUAAACACGUCAUGUAUGCUCACUAAUGUUAUGUUAGCCAUUAUUAGAGAAUAAAAUUAUAAUUUCAAUAUGAAAUUAGAUUUCAUUAAAUUAUAUAUUUCAUUUUAUUGCCCGGGGGACCGUUAUAUUUCAUGGUUCAUGACAUUAUUAUAUUAUGUAGAAUUAGUGGAUGUCUAUGACGUGAUUAUUUAAAGUUAGUUUGUUAUAAGUAGGUACUGGUACAGGUGCGUCAACUAAUUUCAAUCAUAUCAUAGUUCCACAUCACUGCUCAUCCCCACCCCAUUUUUCAUCACACACAUAGUUUCUGUGCAGAAAGGCCAGCUUACAUUACGAGAGCUAGUUUUUCAAAUUAUAUUGAAAGGUGGAAUGUGGAAUGAAAGGUGAUGGAGAAAUUAGGAUGUACCUGAAGUAGGGAAUGGUGAAAUAGCUCCUCCAAUAACAGAAAGCUGAAUAAUUAGGGAAGAGGUUGAAAACGAGUGUAUUUGGACUAGGGAUUGAGAGAGAUAGGUAUAUUAAGUGAAGCUUGCUGAAAGUAAUUAAACUACAUAGCCACUACACAGGACACUUUCCGCAACCCCUUCGAAAUGAUUAAGAAUAGAAUUAAUUCAGCACCAGAUUCUGUCCAACAGAGUGGUCACUAACAGUUUCUGAGUGCUAGUUACCUCUGUUCCUAGUGAAUUCAUCUGGUCAAGGUUUUGGUUAGAAAAUACUUAGCAUUAAAACAUUUGGUUGCAAAUGCAGUAAGGUUACUUCCUCUGCAAUAUUGCUCAAGCAAUUAUUGUUUGUAGUUGUUUUCCCUCAAGCAUUACUGAGAUUGGAUGGAAACGGAUGCCGUGGUUACUAGUCAGCGCUGUUAUGACAAACAAUCGAAGCGAAUUGAGUUCAAUGGACGAAGAUAUUCGUGGGUACUAGUCUAUCCGUUCAAGCUUGAAUUGGCUCCAGGAUCACCUCCAUAGUUGACGAGUCUAGAUUCAGAAAUACUUGAUUAAUUAAUUACAGAAAUAAUAAUCUCAUCUUCAAUCACAACCCUGUUAUAACUUCAUAUUUCAAGUUUUAAUAAGUAGUGAUGAAAAUACAAUAACGAAGAGAUUAAUACAGUAUGUAUCAUUUGACUUGAUAUGGUACGGUACAGAUUCUGUAUCUACAUAAUUACAUAUACAGUUUCAUGUAUGAUACAGUUUCUACAGCUCAUCUAUAAUCUCCUUAAAUUAAAAGAGUAAACUGUGUAUUAUGUUCAAUAAUUGAGUGUUGACUCUCUGCACAGAAACUAUCAUCUUCAUCAUCACCUUGUGUCUAUCAAUAUUGAACACAAUCACAAAUCAUUGCCAUAAUACUAUAAUUUCUUCUCAUCUGAUCAUAUCCAUCAUCAACUCACAUCAGUUUGUAAUUCUAGUCUUUCCCAGUACACAUUCACACAGAAAAUGCUAAAUAGUAUUCUUCUACACUUAAUUUUUUGUUUUUAUACUUCUUUUCCUGGAAGUUCUAUCUUUUAAUAAUUCUUCAUACCUAACAUACUUUAAUAAAUCAUAUUGCUUCCAUAAUAGUAUUCAAUUUAGGUAAGUUUAUCUUCGAGUCGAACUUAUUUGGACUCUAUAAAAAUAGAGAAACAAUAGUACAAUCCUUAAUGAUAAUAACUUAAUAAUAAGGUAUUCAAUACACUACUUUCUUUCUUAAGAAUUUCUACAUCACAGUCAUCAUGUAAAUGAUAUAACUAUAAUUGCAUUACUAGAAUCAUAGUAAGUUUUUGUGAUUUCGUUAUGGACAAUCAUAAUAGCUAAUAAUAAUGAUGAAAAUGAAGUAUAUUUUAGCUUCUUAUUUUUAUAUAUAGACAAAUCUGAUAUUGUACAUUUUGUAGUCUGAUAAAUAUAUCGAUGAUGGUGGCUAUUUUUAUUAAUAUUGUGAAUACUGAUUAUAUUUACUGCCUAUUGCAAAUUAGUCGUUGAGGAAAGUAUCAAUAAGCUAGAUAUUGUUUUGAUCAUAAUCAAUAUUUAUGUUUUCCAUAUAUUAUGCCUAGUGGGAGCUUAAAUUGCUACGGGACCACAAGGACCAUUCUCAAAAAGCUAUAUAGAUUUUAUCCGUUAUUAAUGAGUGAUUAUGGUGAAACCUUUAUCUUUGAUGCCAUUUUUCGAUUAAUAUCAAUUUUUGAUGAGAGUAUACCGGUACAUCUCAUAAGGCAGGUAGUCUUAUCUAAAAUUUAUAGCAUUUUUCUAUCUAUUGAGCAAUAAUUAUAUUUUCCAAAUUAUUAUCUAUGUAAUAUUUUACGUUGGAAACUAUUGUAUAUUAUCUGUCUUUGAAUUUGAUUUUGUUUUCUUAUUUAUCCUACAUAUAUUGUCUAUUAUGAAUAAGAGAUGCAAACUCUGUUGAUACAAUUAUUUAGAAUUAUAAUGCUUGUUUAAUGAUUAAUGUUUGUACAGAAGCAAUUUUUGGUUUUUAUGUAAAUUUUUCAAAUAGACUCUAUCUCUAUUGUGUAAUGUACAGCAUGUUGUAAGAUAGUGUAUGUCUAUCAAAAUCAAUACCUAUCUCAUCUAUAUGAUUCUGAACUAAAUGUUUUAUUAUAACAUGACAUCAAUAUUGAUAAUAUUUUUCGUUCUAAUUUUACAUCCGCAAUUAUUAUGUUAACAUUGUAUUGAUUAAAAUUUCCAAUGAGAACUUCAUUGAUAACUUCCUGAUCUGAGACAUCCAAAUAUUUAGUGAAUGGAAUUUGUACAUUUAGUUUUAUUUCCUCUAUUGAGGACUUUCUAAGAGCCAUUUGUAGUUAUGCGUCACAUAGGUUAUGUAUAUAUAGUUUCAUGACAACCAUUGUGAAGAAUGGACAACCCAAUAAAUAGAUAAAUUGAUUUAGCC